GGAGGGUCAGGGGGGGCGGGGAUCUUAGGCCACGCCAAGGAACUAUGUGUCAACAAGAUGGGACACACUAUGGUCCCUCGAGCUGAAGGAGGCGGCGGGUUCACAAUAUUUCGCCAGCUGUUUUGGCGCCACAGACUACAAACCAUCACUUACUGCUCUGUCUUCUGGAGUUUUGGGAUGUGCGUGGCGUUUUUAGGCCCUACACUCCUGGAUCUAGGUUGCCGCAUAUCUUCAGUGUUCAGUUCAAUGUCCUGGAUCUUCUUCUCCCAAGCACUCUUCACUCUCAUCGGCUCAGCGUGUGGCGGAUUCCUCAUUCAAAGGCUGGGCAACCACGUGGUACUCCUCAUCUCCACCACAAUGCUGGCUGUCACCUUGGCUAUCGUCCCCUGGUGUCGUGUGCUAUGGGGCUGGCGCGUCCUAGCUGUUAUGGGAUAUUUUAUGGGGACAAUUGAUACAGUGGCUAACAUUUCCAUGAUUCAGCUCUACGGGAGGAACGUGGCGCCCUUCCUGCAGACUCUCCACUUCUUCUAUGGCCUGGGCGCGUUUCUGUCUCCCAUAGUGGCAGAACCAUUUCUUUUGAACAAGGACUGCACCGCGCCCCCUGCCACCCCCACGGCCCCCACCCCGCCCGGAGCCUCCCCGCCACUCCCGCCCCACCCCGUGCCCCGCAACCUAUCCCUGUCGCUGCCACCAAUUAACGCAUCGGCCGAGGAUAUUAGUGAUGACUCAGAUAUACAGUACGCGUUUUGGAUACUGUCUGGACUGCAGAUCCCGGUGGUGCUGUUGCUGGUCCUCCUGGUGGUGCGGGAGGCGAUGGGGCUGGACCAGAUAGGCGGGGAGGACUCUGGGGGACAGGUGGAGGCGGGGAAGGAGGUGUAUGAGAUGCAGUCCUCGUCUUUCACGAAGGGUGAGGAGCUGCCCCCAGUCACCAGGGAACAGCAACUCACGGUGGUAGUGCUCACCGCCUUCAUGCUGUUCCUCUAUGACGGCAUGCAGUCAGGGUACGGUGGCUAUGUCUUCAGCUACGCCGUCAGGAGCAUAGCGGGAAUGGACAUGGAUGAGGCUGCCUAUCUGAACGCCUGCUUCUGGGGCACCUUCGCGUUUGGCAGGCUCAUCUCCAUCGCCCUGGCCACGAGACUUGCUCCCUCCUUCAUGCUUCUCUGUAAUAUUAGCGGGUGCUUGGUGGCAAUGGUGCUAAUGGUGUCUCUGCGCCACAAUCACGCGGUGCUAUAUAUUGGUACCUGUAUUUUUGGCACCUUCCUCUCUUCAGUGUACCCUACCGCUGUGUCCCUCGCUGAGACGUAUAUACACGUUACCUCCACCAUGACCUCGGCGCUGGUGGUCACGGCGGCAGCGGGCGAGAUGGUGGUCCCGGUCAUCAUAGGCCACGCGUUUGAGACCAUAGGGCCGGCCAGUCUGCUGAUGUCCGGCCUGGCAAUGACCCUUAUGAGCUUCGUGAUCUACUUCGUGUUGUACCUUGUGGCCCAGACCAUCACCAGGCAGACCUCUGAGCGUAGCCUGAGUCAGCGCAUCAAGUCACUGCUAACAGGGCGGAGCGAGGCGGAGGCUGACGAGGACACAGGUCUUAUGAAGCACCACGUUAAAUACUACACCAGGAUGCGCAGCCGCCCCUCGGAGUCCUCGCUUGGUGAUGCCUCCCCCAACGACGACGAUAGCAGUGGUGGUGGUGGUGGUGGUGGUGGUGGUGGUAGUGGUGGUGCGCAGAAGUGGAAAAAUGUUAGGGAUUUUAAGUUCCUCUAUAAAGUGUAGUAGUAGUAGUAGUAAUAGUAGUAGUAGUGGUGGUGGUUAUUAUUAUUAUUAUUAUAGUAGUAAUGGUGGCGGUAGUCGUAGUAGUAGUAGUAGUAGUAGUUACUUACAAUAUUAGUAUGAUUUCUUUACAUUUUUUUGAGUUACUUCGAGUGAUAUAAGUAAUUAGCACCUUAUGUAAUUGUAGUAAUUGUAGUAAUAGUUAUAAGUGGUGUGUUCAUUACCUCAGCGAUUAUUAUAGUUAUUUAUUAUUAUUAUUAUCAUUCACUUUCAUUUUUCUACCUAAUUUUGUGUGCGUGUGUGCGUGUGUUCCUGCCACGUUGACUGUCUGUCUGUCUGUCUGUAUAGCAAUAAUAAGAACAAUCAUAAUAACAUCUUUUCUCAUAAUAAUAACAAUAAUAAUAAUAAUAAUAAUAAGUGUAAUAAUUAGUGUAAUAAUAUCUACCUAAUCCACUGUUCAUAUUACACAAGCAUGUACAGUAGUAGUAGUAGUAGUAGUAGUCGUAGUAGUAGUAGUAGUAGUAGUAGUAGUAGUGGUGGUGGUGCUGGUGGUGGUGGAAGA
Molecule: messenger RNA, 2329 nt
Organism: Portunus trituberculatus (swimming crab)
Lineage: Eukaryota; Metazoa; Arthropoda; Malacostraca; Decapoda; Portunidae
Product: major facilitator superfamily domain-containing protein 4A-like
Biological process (GO): transmembrane transport
Source: RefSeq, a predicted model, not a curated record